CUUGCGUAGCUCUGGUUUUUGGUUGCCCCACAGUAUCUUCUCCCGGCAGUCGCCCUUCUCAUCCCACUCGAGAUAUCGUCUGUCAGGAUACACGUCUCUCAGGCAGCGGUCAGGCUCAGGAGUUAAUCCGACAGGCUUUUCAUUGUCUGUACCUGACACUCGAGGCUCAAGUAUUGAGGGACAGGUCCAGAGGGAAGGUGUUUAAGGCUCGAAGAUAUUGUAGUAGACUGGAGGUCGUACCGAGGCGUGAGUACUGAGAAGACUGGGGAGGUACAGGAAGGAAUAUUGUGAUGAGUGUUGAUCUCUAGCUCCAGCACUACUCCCAAUACCACCCACCACCACAACUAGCAGCAACCACUACCUUUUAACACCACCACCACCACAAGCACCCAGUGCCGUCACCUCCAGCACCGCCACCUUCACCAGUAACCUCACCACCACCAUGACCAACUUCCUACCACUUCUCUUCCUCGUCCUGCUAGUCCCGUGCCUCGCCACCUCCAAGAAAGACCACUACAGGUUCCGCAACGACAUGCCCACUGCUGACGAUGACGAGAACCAUCACGACUACAGUAGCAUCAUACCUCACCCUCGCUGCAGGCACAACUACCACGACAGGACGGAAGCUGGCAUGAAUAGACAGAUCAACCUCUUCAUGCAUGCUGACUACGUCUACAGCAGCAUGGCACAGCACUUCGGGCGGUGCGACGUGGCUUUGCCCGGCUUUGAGAAGUUCUUCAGAGAGAUGGCAAAGGUGCAGAGAGGACACUCAGAGACGCUAAUGAACUAUCAGAACCUGAGGGGCGGCAGUGUCAACUUGAUGCAGGUGACGGCGCCCAGUAGAGCUGAGUGGGGCACUGGUGUCGAGGCUAUGGAACACGCACUUGAGCUGGAGAAGAGUAUUAACCAGGCGCUGCUGGAGUUAUACAUGGUCUCUCUGCAACAUGACGACAUCCACGCCGCUACUUACGUCCAGACCACCUUCAUCCACCCUCAGGUGGAGAAGAUCUUCACUAUCAGUCAAUACAUCACCAACUUGGAGAGGGUUGGACCAGGCCUGGGAGAGUACAUGUUUGACAAGCUGCCACAGAACUGAACACCUUCCACCAGUGCUGGAACGUCUUCCACCAGUGCUGGAAAAUCUUCCACCAGUGAUGGAAAUUCUUCCACCAGUGCUGGAACGUGUUUUGUUAGUGCUGGAACAUGUUCCACCACUGCUGGAACGUAUUCACCACUUCUGGAUGGUGUUCCACCACUGCUGGAACAAUUUUCACCAGUACCGGGACCCAACCUGACCGGGAUCCCUCCAAUACUCACCAGCAACAAGACCCCUCCCCCUCUUCCCUCCAAUACGAUGAGAAGCGCUAAACCAGCAUGGAUCAUUUAGCAGCAGAAGUACUGAAGGUUCGAUCCUCCGUCCGAUGAACUGCCACAUUAAUUCUGUGUAUUUCCCAGCUGUUGUGGGAGAUAAUCUCCAGCUGUUCUGCAAAUUAUUUUGACAGCUCUCGUACCAAAAUAAAAUAAAAUUAUUAAUCUAUGGGGGCUAAUUAGGUUUGAUCUGAGGAUGAGGAAGGGAGCUUCAAUUCCUCGAAUCAAGAGCCCUUAACUGUCAUUAACACCAGGCACUGCUGACACACCUUGCCCACUCCUCUAAUAUUUCUAAUUUUUUGUAAACACAAGCAGAGUAGAGGGCAUGUUGGAGAACAAACCUUCUGUUGGGAGAGCUUUUGUUGUGUAGAGCUUUAUUGAGUCGUGAGUUGAUAAAGCUUUACACAGGGUGGAAGGUUGUCUCACCCUGUGCCCAUCCUUGGCCACUAUCAGAACCUUGGCACUUUGAAAGAUCUCUUACAUCCCGACACUUAAAACGUAUCUUAGACUAGACAACACUGAGCAACAGACGAGUAUUAUAUAGUGUAUAUAGCAUUGUUAUUGCUUGUUGUCUGCGCCACACUACACACACACACACACACACACACACACACACACACACACAUGCACGCAUAUAGAACAGGCCUAGUGUCUAAUCGACAUGUGCCUAGGACAAAAUGGUAACUAACACACACACACACACACACACACACACACACACACACACAGGUCACCAAUAUGCUGCUGCUCGACACAUCACAAAAAUAAAAUCCUGACCUUAUUAUUACGAGAGAAAUAAUUGUAAAUGAGCAUUUGUUCUCUGUUUUGAAAUAAACGAUGCCUGGAGAAAAAUACAUUCUGAAAUAUAAAAUUCUGACCAUGAACGUCAGUUUUGACUUUGAAUCGGUCAGUUUUAGCUAAUAAAGAACAUAUAUAGUGACCUUAAUAGCAGAUAAUUAUUUUGAUCAUGGCGGUCCCGAGUUAUGUUUGUACCAUAAUCAAUGAUCUCCUGGAUGUUAUGUUAAUUAUGAGUGAAUGUUGGUCCGCUGAAUGUUUUCCAAGGUUUAUAAUGGUUUAUAUUCUUUAAUAAAAUUUAAUGGGAG
Cherax quadricarinatus is the source of this 2471-nucleotide messenger RNA. Its product is annotated as soma ferritin. The record is from RefSeq and is a predicted model, not a curated record. Gene Ontology annotation, cellular component: cytoplasm. Gene Ontology annotation, biological process: intracellular iron ion homeostasis; iron ion transport. NCBI's taxonomy places the organism in Eukaryota, Metazoa, Arthropoda, Malacostraca, Decapoda, Parastacidae. Gene Ontology annotation, molecular function: ferrous iron binding; ferric iron binding.